Drosophila serrata is the source of this 2377-nucleotide messenger RNA. It is a transcript of the gene Traf4, whose product is annotated as TNF receptor associated factor 4. Lineage: Eukaryota; Metazoa; Arthropoda; Insecta; Diptera; Drosophilidae. Gene Ontology annotation, biological process: regulation of apoptotic process; signal transduction; regulation of canonical NF-kappaB signal transduction. The record is from RefSeq and is a predicted model, not a curated record. Gene Ontology annotation, cellular component: plasma membrane signaling receptor complex. Gene Ontology annotation, molecular function: zinc ion binding; tumor necrosis factor receptor binding; ubiquitin protein ligase binding.
GCGAACGGUUCUCCUCUGAGCGGCCAAGUUUGAAUUUCGAGAGAAGACUGAAACGAUGCGCGUGCGCCGUGUGAAUUUCGCAAAGUUUUGAAAUCUCUUGAGAUCUGUGAGAUGUGCCCAUAAACAACACACAUAUAAGACGUAUAGAAAAACACAGUGCAAAUUAAUUAGCAAACAAGACAGGGUUCAAGACCAAUUUGACGUGCCCAUUGAAACGCCACUGGAUUAGUUUCAAGACGUGCAAAAGUAAACAAUCAAAAAUUGACUGCAAAAUGGUUCGCAGCCUGGCCCAGUGGACGAAGACGCUGAGCUUCCCCUCGCGUCUCUCGCCCAAUCGCAACUCCAAGGACUGCUCCACAUUGGCCAGUCCGGUGCCGCCGCCCACUCCGCCCAGGAACAAGGCCACCGGCAGCAAUUGCGCCACAUCGCGCUCCUCCUCCUCCACGGUCUCCUCAUCGCACUCGUCCUCCCACAGUUCACCUACCCCAGGAAAUAACAAUAACAACAUGCCCAUCACGGAACUGGAACAGAUUAUUUAUCCCGGCCCCGACCCCAUCAUGGGCUCCCUGGUGUUUUGCAUCCACCACAAGCAGGGAUGCAACUGGUCCGAUGAGCUGCGCAAGCUAAAGGCCCAUCUGAACACCUGCAAACACGACGCCACCCAGUGCCCCAACAAGUGCGGAGCGCAGAUCCCACGCACCAUGAUGACCGAUCACCUGCAGUACACCUGCAUCAUGCGGAGGACUCGCUGCGAGUUCUGCCAGAGCGAGUUCUCUGGCGCCGGGCUCGAGGAGCACAAUGGCAGCUGCGGCCAGGAGCCCGUCUACUGCGAGGCCAAGUGUGGCCAGCGGGUUCUCCGCGGCAGAAUGACCAUUCACAAGUCCAAGGACUGUGCCAAGCGUCUCCGGCGCUGUGCCCACUGCCAGCGCGAGUUCUCGGCGGACACCCUGCCCCUCCAUGCGGCCCAAUGCCCCAGGGCUCCGUUGACCUGCCCCCAGAGAUGCGAUGCAGGUCCUAUCGCCAGGGGUGAGCUAGAGGCCCAUCUGCGGGACGAAUGCCAGUCGCUGGCCGUGCCCUGCAGCUUCAAGGAGGCUGGUUGCCGCUUCAAGGGCCCCCGCCAGAUGCUGGAGGCUCAUCUCGAGAGCAACGCCGCCGCCCACCUCUCCCUUAUGGUGGCCCUCAGCUCCAGACAGGGCCAGCAGAUCCAGAUGCUCAAGUCCGCCGUGUCCAAGCUGUCCAUCAACUACACAGGCACUCUGCUGUGGAAGAUCACCGACUGGUCGGCCAAGAUGACAGAGGCCAGGGGCAAGGACGGGCUGGAGCUGGUUUCGCCGCCCUUCUACACCUCCCAGUACGGCUACAAGCUGCAGGCCUCAAUGUUCCUCAACGGCAAUGGUCCCGGCGAGAAUACGCACGUAUCCGUGUAUAUCAAAGUCCUACCCGGAGAAUACGACGCUCUGCUCAAGUGGCCCUUCUCCCACUCGAUCACAUUCACGCUGUUCGAGCAGGGUGCCCAGAGCGGCCAGGGUGGCGUGGCGGAGUCGUUCGUCCCGGAUCCCACCUGGGAGAACUUCCAGCGACCAUCGAACGAACCCGACCAGCUCGGAUUCGGCUUCCCGCGCUUCAUCUCCCACGAGCUGCUGCACAGCCGACCCUUCAUCAAGAGCGACACUGUGUUCCUGCGCGUCAAGGUGGACCCCAGCAAGAUUGUGGCCGUCUAGGGAGCAGAUGAAGUAGCAUCCCACCCCUAGCUUAGACAUUUACUCGACUUGUGUAAAUACUGUGUAUUUAAAUUUAUGAGUAAAUCGGUAGCCUAGCGUAGUCUAGACUGUACAGUCCCAGCGGCAGCUUCGGGCGAUGUUGGCCAACAAACGCUAACUGGCCUUGGAAUGCCGCUCGCUGGACCACUGCGGCAUAGUCAUAUUCGUAUCGUUAAGGUUUUUGCAGUGCUGGAAUUGAACCAAAGCAUAAUUACACGUAAUGAUCAUUUGUAACGCAUCCAAUACAUCCGUAAAUGUACGCCUAAGUUCGUGUCUUAAGUCUUUUGUUUAGAGAUGUGUAUUAUUGCGCGCAAUGCGAUCACUUUCAAAAGAUCUUCAACUAGACCGUACGCUCAAAAUCAGUUAGUCCAUAAGUUGCAUGUACAUAGCCUAAAAAUCGGAGCAGCAGCAGCAGCAUCAGCCGCAGCGACCGCAACUGCAGCACCUGCAGCAGCAGCCACAGACCUAGUUAUAGUUGUAGCACCUACACCCGGUUAGAUAGUCGCCUAAGCCAACGCAUUAGUCAUUAGUACCCUGAACAAGAACAUAAACACGAGAAUCCAACUUUCAACAUAGUCAAAUAAGUUUAUGUUUAAGGGAGAUGAGUCAAGCAUACA